AUGGCUCCGAAACCAAAGUUCCAAGAAGGCGAAAAAGUCCUGUGCUACCAUGGACCCCUUCUUUAUGAAGCUAAGUGUAUGAAGAUUGAAGUCAAAGAUGGCAAAGUUCAAUAUCUUAUCCAUUAUAAUGGAUGGAAUAAAAACUGGGAUGAAUGGGUACAAGAAAGUAGAGUUGUCAAAAAUAACGAGGCUGGCAUUCAGAAACAGAAAGAGCUUUUAAAGAAUCAUGG
Messenger RNA from Candidula unifasciata, 230 nucleotides. The record is from the annotation of a GenBank genome assembly. NCBI's taxonomy places the organism in Eukaryota, Metazoa, Mollusca, Gastropoda, Stylommatophora, Geomitridae.